AUGGCAAAAAAAGGUCAAGGAAAGAAAAACCAACAGCAGCAACAACACGGUGUUGAAAAUCGCGAACUUUAUCAACGGAUGAAUUUUUUGUAUCAAGCUGCUGCACUUAUGACUACUACUACUUUUGUUCAGGAAUCUACUAGAUCACUUGGCAGGUUUUAUGUAAAUACAAUGAGAAAUAUCAGCAAGAAACAAGUAUUGAGAAUCGUGCCGUCUAUUAAAAGAAACAUUUGCAAGCGAUGUGAUUCUUUGCUUGUUCCUGGAUUAACAUCACGUGCUCGAGUUAAAUCUCGUCGACAGAAACAACUCGAAAUUGAAUGUAUCGAAUGCAAAGCAAUUAAAAUAUUUCCAGCAAAAAAGAAUUAUCAAUUGUUCUCGGAGAAACCAGAGAAUAUUGUUGGUGCUCCCACUAAUGAUUCUGAUGAAUUAUAA
Molecule: messenger RNA, 432 nt
Organism: Ambispora leptoticha
Lineage: Eukaryota; Fungi; Glomeromycota; Glomeromycetes; Archaeosporales; Ambisporaceae
Source: the annotation of a GenBank genome assembly